Cyphellophora attinorum is the source of this 1323-nucleotide messenger RNA. RefSeq names its product Phosphoserine aminotransferase. NCBI's taxonomy places the organism in Eukaryota, Fungi, Ascomycota, Eurotiomycetes, Chaetothyriales, Cyphellophoraceae. Gene Ontology annotation, molecular function: O-phospho-L-serine:2-oxoglutarate transaminase activity; pyridoxal phosphate binding. Gene Ontology annotation, biological process: L-serine biosynthetic process. Bases 1 to 1323 code for a protein of 440 amino acids. The record is from RefSeq and is a predicted model, not a curated record. The transcript has 2 exons. Gene Ontology annotation, cellular component: cytoplasm.
AUGCCAUCCCGCUCGGAAGUCUCUUAUUUCGGCGCCGGCCCGGCACCUCUGCCAACCUUUGUCCUCGAGACAGCCGCCGCCUCCCUUCUCAACCACGAAAACCAAGGUCUCGGUCUGGGCGAGAUCUCCCACCGCUCUCCGACCGCCAACAAGAUCAUCGCCGAUGCCAAGACCGCGCUCUCGCACCUCCUGAGCAUCCCAGAUGACGAGUAUGAGACCAUCUUCAUGCAGGGAGGUGGCAGCGGGGAAUUCAGUGCUGUGCUGCAGAACUGUGUGGUCGCGUGGGUGGAGCGGAGGAGGGAGAAAGCUGUCAAGGAAUUGGGUGAGGGCAAGGACAAGGAGGUAUUGGAGCGCGUGAGGAAGGAGGUGCAGGAGAUGAAGGUUGAGUAUCUUGUCACUGGCAGCUGGAGUCUGAAGGCGAGUCAGGAGGCGGCGAGGCUGAUUGGGCCAAAAUACGUGGAUGUAGUGAUGGAUGCAAGAAAGAGCGAUCCGAAGGGGAAGAACAAAUUUGGGGCAGUUCCGGAACUGCAGAGUCUGUCAACGGAGGGAAGGGCGCGGAAAGGAUACAGUGCGUUGACAUACUUCUGUGACAACGAGACGGUGGAUGGAGUUGAGUUUCCUAAGUUCCCGAGCGAGCUGGAGGGCAAUGAGGAGACGGAAGCGGGAGAGGAGCGCAUCGUCGCAGCGGAUAUGUCUUCCAACUUCCUGAGUCGGACGGUGGAUGUCAAGAAAUAUGGCAUUAUUUUUGCCGGCGCCCAAAAGAAUCUCGGACUCCCAGGCAUCACCGUCGUCAUCAUCCGCAAGUCACUCCUGAAGCUUACCACAUCUGCACCUGUUGCCUUCCUACACGCGCUAUCCGACCUCCUGCCCAACAUUAUCCCACCCAUCGUCUUCGAUCUCGCCACCCUCGCCAAGAACAACUCACUCUACAACACUCUGCCCGUCUUCAACCUAUACGUUGCCACACUCGUUCUCCAGUCCUUGUCUGCGAAGUACGGCCACAAGCGCAUCGGUGGCCAAGGAGAGAUCUCUGCGCGGAAAGCGGAGCAGAUCUAUGGCACGCUUGACAAGUACGCGAAUUUGUACAAUGUGGUACCAGAAAAGCACGCUAGGAGUCGGAUGAACGUGUGCUUCAGACUUAAGGGUGGGGACGAGGAGGCAGAGAAGAAGUUCGUCAAGGGCGCGGAGGAGAGAGGGCUGCUGGGUGUCAAAGGCCAUCGCAGUGUGGGCGGCAUCCGAGUGAGCAACUACAAUGCGGUUGGCGAAGAGGCUGUUGAGCGGCUGUGUCAAUUCAUGGUAGAUUUCGCCGAGAAGGAAGGCUGA